AUGGCUUCAACAGAUCUUCGUGCGCUUGAAGCACCGCUUCGUACGUUGAUAUUGUGUUUCACGCUCUGGAAGAUCUCGCUUCUACUUAUCGCAGCUAGUAGUCCAGGUCCAGGCUAUGACACAUCUACCAACCUCUUAUUGUUGAAUCUGCAGUCGGUCGAAAAAAAGAAGUUACCAUCGUGGGUGCAGUACCUCAUCGGCAAGUUGAUAAGAUGGGAUGCACUUUACUUUGUACACGCGUCAAAUCAGGGCUAUGUCUAUGAACAAGAAUGGGCGUUUGGGUGGGGUUUCACCCGCAUGAUAAAAUUUAGCACUAUUGUGUUCGGAGUCGCUACUACCUUCAGAAGUAACGCAUUGCUCAAUGGGCUUCUCCUGCUCGAGGAAGCAUUCAGAACCCUCGUCAGCUUAGGUAAUGGGUCUAAUAUAAACACCUUCCGUCGCCUGAUCAUCACUGGUUUAGGAGGCAUAUGUGUUGGUAUCGGCUUCCUCACACCACAGUACAUCGCAUAUCAAGAGUAUUGUGGGGCGACGGGAGUCGAGGAUACAAGAACGUGGUGUAAAAAUACCAUACCAAGUGUAUAUUCUUUUGUGCAAGCCUACUACUGGAAUAAUGGGCCGUUCAAGUAUUGGACCAUGUCAAAUAUACCGCUGUUCAUACUUGCCAUGCCUAUGAUCAUAAUCCUAGGAGUAUCUGGCAAUGCGGGGUUACGGAAUGCUCACUUCCAACAAAUUUUUUCGGCUACCUCGGUUACCUCUGAGAAAGAAUUGGGAAAACGGUUGCUACUUUAA
Sclerotinia sclerotiorum 1980 UF-70 is the source of this 789-nucleotide messenger RNA. RefSeq lists its product as hypothetical. Bases 1 to 789 code for a protein of 262 amino acids. The transcript is spliced from 4 exons. Gene Ontology annotation, biological process: GPI anchor biosynthetic process. The record is from RefSeq and is a predicted model, not a curated record. Gene Ontology annotation, cellular component: endoplasmic reticulum membrane; mannosyltransferase complex. Lineage: Eukaryota; Fungi; Ascomycota; Leotiomycetes; Helotiales; Sclerotiniaceae. Gene Ontology annotation, molecular function: alpha-1,6-mannosyltransferase activity; GPI mannosyltransferase activity.